Messenger RNA from Tachysurus vachellii, 3268 nucleotides. RefSeq names its product adrenoceptor alpha 1Aa (gene adra1aa). Gene Ontology annotation, biological process: positive regulation of cytosolic calcium ion concentration; cell-cell signaling; adenylate cyclase-activating adrenergic receptor signaling pathway. NCBI's taxonomy places the organism in Eukaryota, Metazoa, Chordata, Actinopteri, Siluriformes, Bagridae. The transcript has 5 exons. Gene Ontology annotation, cellular component: membrane. Bases 572 to 1978 code for a protein of 468 amino acids. The record is from RefSeq and is a predicted model, not a curated record. Gene Ontology annotation, molecular function: alpha1-adrenergic receptor activity.
UCACUUCAAUCUGGCAACCCCGAAGUGGAGGGUGAAGAGGAGGAGAGUCAGAGCACUGACUCACUCUUCUGUCAGCCCAGAAUGAGCUGGAUUCCCAGGAAAUAGAAUAUAAUAACUUAGGGAACUUGGGUCAGUGCACUUGACCGAACUUGGUCACAGCGACACUGGAGCGCUUUCUAUCCAACACUCACCACUGCAGUUCGCCUUCAGAGUCCCAGCAAACACAACAUUACCUGCAUUGACAUGCAUUCAAAUGACAGGGAGGAUCAUCAGCUGGCAUAAGUUCUAUCACAGAACAUCCUAAGUGCCUUAUACUGGAGCCAGGCCAAAUUCAUGGAGGCUGAAAAAAUGACAUGCCCUUUGUCCAAAAAUAGCUACCAGAAAAGUUCCUGCAAAAGGUUUAUUAUACAAGACUUUCAGCUGGAGAUCAAAGUGUAAAUGCACUGAUGCCCUUGGACAGCAGUUAGCUCAGCAUCUGAUAUUUAAAAUCGUGUUGCGGACCAUUGAAAGAGAUGCAGGGAUAAGACAAAGUAAAUCAGUGCAGUGUGCCAAUUCAUCAGACCCUCACCAAAUGAAGUUGAUUUUUAUUGCGGAGAACAUGACUCCAUGGAUUCAGAACUGCUCAAACUGUAGCCAAGCCCUGGUCAUGGAGCUGAACAUCACAAAGGCUAUUGUUCUGAGCUUUGUGCUAUCUAUUUUUGUUAUAUUUGGAGUACUGGGCAACAUCUUGGUCAUCCUGUCUGUGGCUUGCCACCGCAGCCUUCGGACGGUCACACAUUAUUUUAUUGUAAACCUGGCAGUGGCUGACCUCCUGUUGAGCUCCACCGUGCUUCCAUUCUCUGCCAUUUUUGAGAUGCUGGGCCGCUGGGUAUUCGGCAGAGUCUUCUGCGAUAUCUGGGCUGCCAUGGAUGUGCUUUGCUGCACGGCAUCUAUAAUGAGCCUGUGUGUUAUCUCUGUGGACCGCUACAUCGGAGUUAGUUAUCCACUACGCCACCCAGCCAUUGUGACUGAGAAGCGGGCGUUGUUGGCACUUAUGGGAAUUUGGGCUCUGUCCAUUACCAUCUCCAUUGGACCACUAUUUGGGUGGAAAGAGCCAGCACCAGAGAAUGAAUAUGUGUGUAAAAUCACAGAGGAACCUGGCUAUGCCAUUUUCUCUGCAGUGGGCUCUUUCUACCUCCCCCUGGUGGUUAUACUGGUUAUGUACUGUCGUGUAUAUGUGGUGGCCCGCAGGGAGACGUGCAGCCUUAGGAAAGGACACAAAACUGAGAAGGCACACCAUGCAGAAGCAGUGACGUUACGGAUACACAGAGGCAACACUUCUGUGGUGGAGGAGGAAACAUUGAGGAGUCGCACUCACUUCACAAUCCGCCUACUUAAGUUCUCCAGAGAGAAGAAGGCUGCAAAGACACUGGGCAUUGUGGUGGGGUGUUUUGUUCUCUGCUGGCUGCCAUUCUUCCUGGUUCUGCCCAUUGGAUCCAUCCUCCCGGCUUACCGGCCCUCAGACACUGUCUUCAAAAUCACCUUCUGGCUUGGGUACUUCAACAGCUGUAUCAACCCAAUCAUCUACCCGUGCUCCAGUCAGGAGUUUAAGAAAGCCUUUCUGAGUGUGCUGGGUGUUCACUGUCUGCGACGCAGCACCAGACCCACAUACCCACUGUGCCAGGGCCAUGCUGCCAGCCACACACAGUCAAAUCUGCUCUCAUUGGGCUCAGAGACUCGCAGCGAGCCUUCACAUCUCAGCCCGUCGUCCUCUGUGAUCCUGUCCUGUACACCCUCAUCUUCCCCAGUGGGGGGGUUAGGAGUCAGUGCUGGGGUCAGUGCUGGAGCGAAAGCAGCAGGGGUGUGCAGCAAGAACUUGGUGAGGAUGUGUUGUUGUGUUGGGGAAUUCUCAGCACGUACACAGCCUCCUGCAUGCCAUUCUCUGCCUGUUAUUAAGGUUCAUCAGCUUUCUCUUUGUGAGAAUGGUGAGGCAGUAUAAGCAACAGAAGCAAAACACUGUUUUGGAUAAAACCAUAUGCCUCAGAGUGUGACUCAUGCAAAUCCAGAUUGUUGGCAAAAAAUGUAGACAAUUUAAAAGAGACAAUGAUGUGCAUUCAUUCGGAGAGUUGGAUUAUGCCAAUUAAAAUUGUGCUGUGUAACAGAGGGAAAAGUUACCUUUAGUCGAUUUGAUUGGUAAGCUGUAUACAUUUGCACAGAAAGAAAAUACAUACUUUUGUAUUAAUGUUGAAAUUUCUAUUAAUUUUACAAGGUUAUAUAAUUGUCAGUGGACUUGAAUACAUGGCGUAUGCUUUAUUAAUGUGGUGUUUAUUACCUUACGUCAAUUCACUUUCAUUAGAUGCACAAAUUCAUAUGAUGUAUUUGGGAAUAAGGUGCAGUAAUAUACACAAAUACAAACAUUGUUGCCAUUGAAAUGCUUUUUCUUUCAGAUUUCUAAUUAAAACGAUUGGGAUACUGUAUAUGGAACACCUGAAAUAUGCUCCAGUCUUAUGAGUAUGUUUGGUUCUUAACAAGAAAAAGUAAUACAUACUCUGUUAUAAAAAGGUCCAAAUAUCAAGAGUCAUGUAAAAUGCUUGAUCAAAUAAGCUGAAAUUUUUCAUGCAUAUUGCCCCUAAUUGUUAUUCAUGUUAUUUAUCUGUAUAACUCAUUUAAAAACAUACAUUGGAACAUUCACAAGAACAGGUUUGCAUAUGUUACUUUUACUAUUGGUGGCGAGAGGUACUUUAAUAAGGCUGCAAACUAAACAUUAGCUUUAAAGAACAAAACAAAGUAAAAACUGUAAAUUACAAAGAGAUAGAUACCUAAUUGGCCGAGAUGCAUUUAAAGUUGUUUUAAAAACCUUUAAAUAUCAGUGACUGCAUUAAAUGCAUUAAAACCAAUUAAACUACAGCCAUUGUUCAUUGUCUAUAGAAUGCCCAAAUCUUUGCCCAUUAUAUUGCUUAUCUACCAAAGGAUACUGUUAACACACUACAUUGUGUUUCAGAAUUAAUUAUUGUGAAUAUUAUUCAUAAAAAAUAUAUAUUAUUGUUAUUAAAAACAGUGGCAUUUUUGUGAUUUGUGCUCACUCUUUUAUUUGUGUCAUUGUAAGCAAAAGAUACUGCUAGACAAUCACAUUUUUGAAUGUAAAUUCCAAAGAAAAAAAGGAAUGACUGGAAAUACUGACCUUUGUCAUUUUGUGUAACAUGCUUCAUAUUGUCACUUUUUGCACCACUGACUUUAUGUAAUUUUAGUUGGAGCUGUUGGAUAAUUAAUGAAAAAAUAAAACACACGU